UUGGAUGUGUGCGAUUUCACACAUGGUAUACAGAUACGUUUGGGCGCGAUUAAGGAUGCAAAAAGUGGUAUAUUUGCCUAUGAUAAAAAGAAAGGUGAAGAUGCGAAUAACCGAUGAAACGCAAUCGAAGCUUACCGACAAUAAUGAAGGCAAAGAUGGCUUUCAACCUGUGUUUAUCGGGUGCAGCCUUGGCCAACACUGUGAUGCGCAUCAGAUCAAUGCCAGCCAACCGAUGAUUGGAAGCCUGAUACUCGGCUUUGACCUCGCCGCAGCCAAUUCGUUUACUCAAGGAUGCUCCAUGUAUGAUAUUGAUCGAGGCAUCAGGUCGUGUAGUAGCUUGUUUUUCCUUGUCGUUGACAGAUGUCCUCUUCAAUUUGCAUUAUGGAUGUCAAAUCUCACUCUUCUCUGCAAUACCCAUUUCCUUCCCACCGAAAUUAUUUAUUUAUCAUCGAAAAAACAAUGUUGUUAUCCAAAUCCUCGAAAAGAGGAGCCAGGAUCGCUUCCAAAUGCCUUGUGAUUAAUUCAGUUUCCUUGGGCCCGUCUUCAACGGCAUGACGAGGUAGUUUUUUUCACCAUGUUCCGAAUGAUCAGCAGAACCCUGUUGGUAGGAUUGAGGUCAUUAUCUUGUAUCAGAGCAGAAAUUUAGGGUUUUGCUAUUUGCACUGUACAUCUGCACAUCAUUUUCCCAAUUAGUGACGUAAACAAUUCGAUUUACACAGCAAACAGCAUAUCUAUCGUAUUUACCUUAU
Messenger RNA from Rhizopus microsporus ATCC 52813, 749 nucleotides. RefSeq lists its product as uncharacterized. Lineage: Eukaryota; Fungi; Mucoromycota; Mucoromycetes; Mucorales; Rhizopodaceae. The transcript has 2 exons. The coding region runs from base 23 to 517 and encodes 164 amino acids. The record is from RefSeq and is a predicted model, not a curated record.